UGCCAGCGACCCAAAACCAGAUGGGACCCUCACCUCUAUUUACCGAUCAUCCAGCCAUACCAAGCACAUGCAUCGACCUUCCAUCUACAUGGCAAAAAGUGAAACAUAUGACGGAGGGAACGUCCCAAACGGAACCCGUUACGACAGCAGAAGCUGCCUGUCAGGUGCUACGAAAGUUGGAUGUUGAUGUCCAAACGGAUCCUGAACCCCACAGAUCGUUUAAGCUGCUGACCAACUACGAUCGUGGGUCCAUGGUAGAUUUUCUAGCAAAGGUUGAAUCAACAGUUUCGGCCCAACUGCUCCAAAACAUCAAGAGUACCGCAUUUGAUGGAUGGUCAGCCCACUGGGAAGACUCUAUCAACACAACAACUCUCCAACAUACCCUUUCACAUUCUCGUCGCGACCCAUCCAUGCUCUGCAGUGAUCUCUCUUGGAAUAAGAACGGGAUUACCAUUGCAGUUGCAUUUGGAAAAUGGGGCCAUGAGAGCUGGUGCAGUCAUAAAGGGAUGUUAUGUACCUGGAGUUUGGCGACCAAGAGUGGGGCGGAUGAGCCGGCUUUCGAAUUGGAGGUUGAGAGCUGCUUGAUGUGCAUAUCUUUCCAUCCAAUGGAUCCAUCACUCAUUGUUGGUGGUACAUUCAAUGGUCAAGUGUUUGUCUGUCGAACCAACGAUACAGAAGAUGACCCGAUCAUAGCGGCGUCCAAGAUGAGCGAUCUAACACAUCAGGAACCCGUUGCAAAGAUUGCUUGGAUACCGGGACCAAAAGUAGAUCAGUAUCAGAUUGUCAGCAUAGGAAACGAUGGUAAAGUCCUAAUCUGGGACCUUGCAAACAAGCUGGCAGCACCGAUAUCCGGAUCACAAUUGCAAAUUGGAAGUAUACCCCGACACCUUCGCACCGGCGGGCCCACAAAACCCGACGCAAUCCUUGGCGGCACAACCAUUUCCUUUCCACCGGAAAACCCUACCAUCUACCUAACCGGAACAGAAGCUGGAUACAUUGCCAAAUGCAGUCGCUCAGUCAGUACGACCAUCCCGCCAAACGCCGUGUCCCUCCCGCGUUUGGCGAACCCGAUACAGUUUGCUUAUACACCACAUACCGGUCCCGUAACAGCAAUGGCUUGCUCGCCGUUUCACCGGAAUUUGUUUUUGAGUUGUGGGAGUGAUGGGUUGGUUAGAAUAUAUAAUGUAUUGGAGACAAAACAACUUUGUACGUUGGAACCAUCACAAAGUUCCAUAUACUGCGCCGAUUGGUCACCUGUGCGGGCUACUGUCUUUGCAUGCACGUCUUCAGAUGGACUUGUCUACAUUUAUGAUCUAGCCCAUAAUCCGACGCUUCCCCACACGACACUCGAAGGAUCCGGAAAGGCAUCGGUAUCUUGCACCAGCCUGGCUUUCAAUGCCAAAAGACCAGAGUAUCUUGCGACGGGGGAUGGAUCUGGUGAGGUUAGAAUAUGGCGAUUAAGUACGCAAUUGGCCAGUAGCAAUGAUCUUUGGCAAAUGAGGAUUGUGGAGACUUUGGGGGGUUUGGAUGAGAGGGAGGGGGUAUUUGGGGGGACAUAAGGUAGCAUCAAAUUGAAAAAAAGAUGGUAUAUAGCGCUCGAGUGGACAUAUCCAAUUGUCUUGACUUUAAUAUUUACAUGCUGACAUCAUGCAGCGCCACGCAAA
Messenger RNA from Spizellomyces punctatus DAOM BR117, 1664 nucleotides. RefSeq lists its product as uncharacterized. The transcript is spliced from 11 exons. The record is from RefSeq and is a predicted model, not a curated record. Gene Ontology annotation, molecular function: dynein light chain binding; dynein heavy chain binding. Gene Ontology annotation, biological process: intraciliary transport. Gene Ontology annotation, cellular component: ciliary plasm; cytoplasmic dynein complex. Bases 21 to 1559 code for a protein of 512 amino acids. Lineage: Eukaryota; Fungi; Chytridiomycota; Chytridiomycetes; Spizellomycetales; Spizellomycetaceae.